UUUCUUUGUUAACAGGGGCAAAAUGCUGUUGCGUGUUCAAUUCGGCGAAGAGCAGAAAUACGUCAAGCUGUCUGAGCUGACAUUCGAUGCUUUCUUGAAAGAAGCAUGUCUAAAAUUCAACAUACCAGAAAGCAGGCAGCCAGACAUUAAGGUUUAUGACCAGUCAGACACAGAAGUUGACACAGAGGUUUUUGAAGAAAUAGUGAAGGAGUCACCUGGAACUUUCAGAAUCAUGCUGGGCAAUGGAGGACUUGGUGCCUCUCAAUCAUCAUCAUGCUCGGGUACAUCUGAUGACACCGUCAUCCUGAAUUUAAUGAUGUGUGACCCUGUUGAAGAAGUAGCCGCUGACGAAGGAAGCCAGCCUAAAAGGCCAUGCCACAUAAACUACGAGGCAAAAGCGUUGAUUGAAAAAAUCCUAACAUCAAAGCCUGGUGGUGAACGCAUUAUGCAAGAGUAUGGAAAAACCAAAUCUCUGACAGAUGCCACCAGAAGACAGAUGAUUAACAUACUUGCUGCUGAGAUGACAGAAACACAUGGGACAUCCCCCCCCAAAAGUGUCAGAGUGAUGUAUGCACAGGGGAUAGUAGCUUUGUUUCCCUAUCUAGAAGACCCAUACUCACAACAUGGAUAUGAACAUUACUACGAUCCGGAGAGUGGUUCGGGAUACCUUGCAUGGCGAUUGAAGACCAUACAAAGAAAAACAGCAGAGGAAAGAGGUGCCUCAGUCAGCAAAUCUCCUAAAGAUAUGUUUACUGAUCAGUGACAUGUGAUUAUAAUG
This is a messenger RNA of Rhinichthys klamathensis goyatoka, 778 nucleotides long. RefSeq lists its product as uncharacterized. The record is from RefSeq and is a predicted model, not a curated record. The transcript has 6 exons. Lineage: Eukaryota; Metazoa; Chordata; Actinopteri; Cypriniformes; Leuciscidae. Bases 23 to 763 code for a protein of 246 amino acids.